AUGGACGAACAAUCAAAACCCCUCGAUGAUGCUGGCAACAAGGACGAUUUCGGGAACGCCAUAGCCCCUAUUCCCAGCAACACCCACGGAUUGACGGCGGAGUUCAAGACGGGAGGACUAAACGACGUUGAACAAAACUUAAAGGUCAUCGAAGAGGCUGUAGAAGCUAUCGGGUUUGGAAAAUUUCACUGGCAGCUGAGCAUGUCCUGCGGCUUUGGCUUCCUUGCCGACCAGAUGCUCCUCGUCUCAAUCUCCCUUGUCGGUCCUCAACUUACACCCGAAUUUGCACCUACCUACCCGACCCUCCUCCCAGCCUCGAAUUACGCGGGUCUUCUCGUCGGCGCCAUAGCUAUGGUUGCUAUCGACUUGACUAUUCUCGCCGAGAACAUUCCACGGCGGUGGUCCUUCAUGUUAGCCGGCCUCGCAUGCGUCUGGGGUCUAGGAAAUUCUAUUACCGGAUUCCUUCGAUGGGGCCUCCUUGUCAACUUUGGCUGUCCCCAGGACGCAACCCCCUCCACCUGCCCCAAAUCGGCAAAUAUGGGCUGGCGAUACCUCUACAUUACCCUUGGCGGCCUCUGCCUCAUCAUGUCCAUCAUUCGCGCCGUGGUAAUCCGCAUGCACGAGUCACCCCGCUGGCUUGUUUCUUGUGGGCGUGUGGAUGAAGCGGUCGAGGUUGUGAAUCGGAUUAGUUCAAUGAAUAGAUCUGAGUAUACGGUCACUGCGGCGCAGUUCGUCAGGACGACGAGGCAGCAAGGGGAUGAAGAUGAGGUUGUGGCGAAUCAUGGCGAGGAAGAGGCUGUUGCAAAGACACAGUCUCUCGGGGAGAACCUGCGUCGUGCGGCGAGGCUGUUUGAGGGUUGGGCUCAGGUGCGAUUGAUGAUCUGUCUGACUUUGCUAUGGAUGCUUGUCGGCAUAGCAGACCCCCUAUUCACCCUCUUCCUCCCCUACUACCUCCGAGCCCACGGCGCAGACCUAAACGACUCAAGCAACUACACCACCUACCGCGACUGGGCCAUCACCUCGGUCGUCGGCAUCUUCGGUCCCGCUCUCAGCAUGUGGAUGGUCUCCAACAGCUGGCUCCGGAGCCGCAAGUCCCUCGUCCUGACGGGCGCCGCAUGCGCGGCCUUUUCGGCUGCGUUUACGUCCGUGAAGAACCAGUCACAGAACCUGGCAUUUUCGUGCAUGAUUAGCUUUUGGCUGAAUGCCAUGUAUGCUAUCAAUUAUGCGUACACGCCGCAGGCGUUGAGUGUGGAGAAUCGAGGGCUGGGAAAUGGGUUGCUCAUGGCUGUUGGGCAGUUUGCGUCUCUAUCUUCACCAUUCAUUGCUACUUUUGCCGACGUCAGUACGCCGGCUCCUAUCUGGGUGGCGUGCGGUUGUUUCGCGAUGAUUGGGGUUGUAGGCUUGGUGCUCCCCGUUGACACUAUUGCGUACAACCAAGCCGAAUAG
Colletotrichum phormii is the source of this 1446-nucleotide messenger RNA. RefSeq names its product major facilitator superfamily domain-containing protein. The record is from RefSeq and is a predicted model, not a curated record. Gene Ontology annotation, biological process: transmembrane transport. Bases 1 to 1446 code for a protein of 481 amino acids. NCBI's taxonomy places the organism in Eukaryota, Fungi, Ascomycota, Sordariomycetes, Glomerellales, Glomerellaceae. Gene Ontology annotation, cellular component: membrane. The transcript is spliced from 6 exons. Gene Ontology annotation, molecular function: transmembrane transporter activity.